This is a messenger RNA of Scophthalmus maximus (turbot), 2694 nucleotides long. It is a transcript of the gene uap1, whose product is annotated as UDP-N-acetylglucosamine pyrophosphorylase 1. Lineage: Eukaryota; Metazoa; Chordata; Actinopteri; Pleuronectiformes; Scophthalmidae. The coding region runs from base 548 to 2110 and encodes 520 amino acids. The transcript is spliced from 13 exons. Gene Ontology annotation, biological process: UDP-N-acetylglucosamine biosynthetic process. The record is from RefSeq and is a predicted model, not a curated record. Gene Ontology annotation, molecular function: UDP-N-acetylglucosamine diphosphorylase activity.
GCCCUCUGGGCUCCUUCGCUGGGAUGAGCGUGGUGCUUGUGCCUGGCACCGGAGCCGCUCUGCACCACCUGGGGCUUGGCGCCGCUGUGUGGCGAUAAGCACGGAGAGGCGCAGUGAGGACAUUCUCAAAGAUCUCUCCGCAAACCUUCUCUGGAAAGAAAACAUCUCCAAACAUGUCCGGGACUUCUCAACUUCCAUUCUGUUCUCUGACGUUGGGGAUUUGUCAAAUUUACGAGGACCACUUGAAAGCAGCAUCCCCGCUGGGCAUACCGCACUCGCACUCGCGCACGCGCGCGCGCGCUUAGUGCCACGUCAAACGUGACGUAGCAGGAGGUGUAGUCCGGACAGGAGGCGGCGUCAUAACCAGCACAAGUAACAUAACUCACAGCGUCUGUCCCUGAUGCCACGGAGUCUCCGGCGCGGGACGGCGGCUAACGACAGGUUACUAACGUGGCUCGACGACACACAGCAGCUCUGUCUCGUUACUUCACGCACAUCCUGAAAUCCUCUCGUGUGGCAGAGUUAAGCAAAAGCGCUGUUCGUCAUCAUGGACCCCAGUGUCAGCGCACUCACCCAGAGGUUGGCCGAGGCCGACCAGUCCCACCUCCUGCAGUUCUUGGGCGAGCUGAGCCCCGAGGAGCAGGCCGACUUGACCCGUGACCUCCAGGGAAUGGACUUCAAGGAGAUCGGCGGAUUCUUCAGGAACGCCAUGGAGGUGUCCAGCAGCAGCAAGGACGAGAAGAUGGACUCCCGCAUGGAGCCAGUGCCCCGGGAGGUGCUGGGAAGCGUGACGAGGGACAGGGAGAGUCUCAAGGACUGGGAGCAAGCAGGUCUUCACUACAUCUCUCAGAGUAAAGUGGCCGUCCUGCUGCUGGCUGGAGGCCAAGGAACCAGACUGGGGGUCUCUUACCCCAAAGGCAUGUACGACGUGGGGCUGCCGUCCCACAAAUCCCUCUUUCAGAUCCAGGCCGAGCGCAUUCUGAAGCUACAACAGCUGGCCGAGCAGAAGCACAAAAUCAAGUGCUGUAUUCCCUGGUACAUCAUGACCAGUGGGAGGACAAUGGAGUUAACAAAGGACUUCUUUUCACGGCAUAACUUCUUUGGCUUGGACAAGAGCAACAUCAUCUUCUUUCAGCAGGGCAUGCUUCCAGCCAUGGACUACAAUGGCAAGAUCAUCCUUGAGAGCAAAGGAAAGGUCUCCAUGGCCCCUGAUGGGAACGGGGGCCUUUACAGAGCUCUGGGGAACCAGGGAAUCGUCGAUGACAUGGAGCGGAGGGGGGUCAAGUUCAUCCAUGUGUACUGUGUAGAUAACAUCCUGGUCAAAGUGGCAGACCCUGCCUUUGUUGGUUUCUGUGUGCAGAAGGGAGCGGACUGUGGAGCUAAGGUGGUGGAGAAAACCAAUCCAACAGAGGCAGUUGGUGUGGUCUGCAAGGUGGAUGGGCGUUACCAGGUGGUGGAGUACAGUGAGAUCACCCUGGCAACUGCUGAGAAGCGCAGUGCUGACGGUCGACUGAUGUUCAACGCAGGAAACGUGGCCAAUCACUUCUUCAGCUUUUCCUUCCUCAGAGACAUAGUAGAGAAGUACGAGCCAAAGCUGCAGCACCACGUGGCCCAGAAGAAGAUCCCAUUUGUGGAUGUUCAGGGUCAUCUAAUCAAACCUGACAAACCAAAUGGGAUUAAAAUGGAGAAGUUUGUCUUUGACAUCUUCCAGUUCGCUAAGACAUUUGUUGUGUACGAAGUGUUGAGGGAGGACGAGUUCUCCCCGCUGAAGAAUGCGGACAGUCAGGAAGGAAAGGACACGCCCACCACAGCCAAACACGCCCUCAUGUCCCUCCACCACCGUUGGGUGCUCAACGCUGGCGGCCACUUCAUCGACGAGAAUGGCAGACGCGUGCCUGCCAUACCCAGAGACGGAGCAGCAGGCGGUGUCACAGAUGAUGGCAACAGAAACCUGAAGGACGGAACAGACCUGCCCAUCAAAUGUGAGAUCUCCCCUCUGGUGUCCUACGGAGGAGAGGGCCUUGAAAAGUUGGUGAAGGAACGAGACUUUCAUCCAACCCUUAUGAUCGACGAGCGUGGAGUCCACGAGCUGGUGAAGAACGGAGUUUAGACAAUGACAGAGUGACUGAGACAACCCAAAGACCACCUUCCCUUUGUCUCCUAACGUUUGUAGGAGAAACUGUAAUAUCAUCACUGUGCAACAACAAAUGUCACGUGCACGUCUUCUUGACUGUCCCGACCACAAAUGAAGGAAUGAAUGAGCAAGAUGAAGUGUAUCGUUUACUUAUUUGGCUUUGUAUGUCAAUCGUAGUUCAUAUUUGUUUCGAAGAACACUUGAACACAGGGUGAAGUGAAGGACAAAAUCCCUGUCACAGUGACUGGAUGAAGCAGUCUUCAGGGGCUUCUAUUUAUUUUGCUUGGGGAACUUAUUUUUAUAUGUAUCGAUAGACCCUUUAUAGGUGGAACUCACCAUCUAGUCAUCAAGUAAUUUUUAUACAAUGUUGGACUGACAUGAAAUUAACAGGAAGUGAUUUCUUAAUAGCAUGUAAUCGAGGUUCAUGGUACGGGCUGUGGGGGGUAUUUAUAAUAUUUGCUUCUUUUCUGUUUGUAAUCAUUAAAGAUUAGAUAUUAUACAGCUUUAAGACUAACAAUGAUUUAUAUUAUCUUUAUUAAAGAAAUUUUCUAUUUGAAAAA